Molecule: messenger RNA, 5389 nt
Organism: Cinara cedri
Lineage: Eukaryota; Metazoa; Arthropoda; Insecta; Hemiptera; Aphididae
Source: the annotation of a GenBank genome assembly
AUGCCAACUAAUGAUGUCACACAAUGCGCCGCUUUGUUUCAGCGAACCAUCAUAGCUGCAUUAGUACCAGGUGAUUCAUUUAAGUGGGUAUACUCAUUAUCUCGGAAAGUAUUAACUUUUUCCGGAAUUUGUUUUCUAAAACAUUUAAAUCACUUGAGAGUGAUUUAAAUCAGUGGCACAACUAUGGUGGGUGGGAAUCUUUAGGGUAUCUAGCUACACCCCUACAUCCAUGUUUAAGUAAUAUAUAUGUGUUAAAAACGUAUUUUAAUUUUAAUGUAGAUAUGUGGCCCUCUCAAAAAAACCUGGUUGUGCCACUGCUCUCAAUCAUAGAGUUUUAAAUAAAUUGAUAUUAUUAUUCAAUCACUAAAAUGUAUUUAAAAAAAUGUCUUCACAUUAUGUUUGCAAAAAAAGUAUAGAUUUCUAUUUGAAUUUCAAUAAUUGACCCCUAUUAUACUACCCAUACAUAAUACAUUUUAAAUAAAAUCGUGGCACUGAUGUUAUGUUAUUGUGAUGUAAUGGGAUUGGAGAUAGUGUACUUAUUUUAGUUAAUUUAGUUUAUGUCUAUUAAAAAGGUUGUAAAUUGGAAUUAGAAAUUUAAUUAUUUAGCUGGAAAAUAAAUAAAUUGUACUAUAUGUACUUUUCCAGUAUUUUACCAAUUACUUAUAAAAAAAAUUAAAAUCUCAAAAAAUAAUUCCAGCGUAACCUGCUAGAAAAAACUAAUCAUACAACACUACGAACCAUAUAAUAUUACGUUUUCAAAACCCAUCAAACACUGUAGUUUUCUACAAUUUUGAUUUACUUUUCGGUUUAACAAAACGUCAUAUUUUUUCGUUCGAUUUAAAAUGAAAUAAAAAAAAAACUUUAAAUGUCCAAAUUUGAGAAAAUAUUUGAAAAACCAUCACCAAGUCCCCUAACGCGUAUAACCAACAUUCAUUUUGGAUACAAUACAUCGGUAAUAGGUUCUCAUCUAUAAGAUUUAAACAUUAUAUUUUAUGCAACGUUAAUUCCAUUGAGUGCCCAAGUAGAUAACAACAGAAAAUUGUUUAUUGUUUCCUAGCCGUCUGUAAAGUCCGCCCAUAGAACGUGUAUAAUGCAUAUUUUAGCGAUUGGUGCAAUCGUUUUGUAGAUUGCACGCUUAUGGUAAGAUCACGGUUCUUUAACCGAUAACCAACAAGAUAUUACAAUAUUUAAUUGUUAUGAUUUUAAUAUUAUUAAUACGCUAAUAUUAUAUUAUCGCUGUUAUACCCUGUGACUACUACAGGUAUAUUAUAAUAAUGUGCCAACAAAAUGUAUUCGCUAUAGGUAUACCUCUCUAAUGGCUAAAUAAUAUUAUUAUGCAUUAUUUGAUUAAAAGCUUAUUAAGUGAAAAGAAAAAAAGUUUGUUAUUGUUAAUUGUAAUUUCUUAUAAUAGUAUAUAAUUAUUAUUGUUAUGCAUUUUUUGAAUACCGUGUAAUUUCCUAAAAUAUAUAAAGUACACUUUAGUAAUGGAAUUACGUUACCAACCUACGUACAAUGGUGUUUUUUGAAGAAUGUUUGUUUUUUGAUAAGAUUCAAUUAUUUAUAUUGCACUUGAAAUCCUUUUCGUUGUUUUGCGCGUUACCUACAUUAUAAACUGUACCUACCUGUUCAUACAUUAAAAUUCAUUGAUAAUUGUUGGUACCUACCUAAUUCGCGGUUCUUCUCGUUAAAAUGUAAGUACAUGGUUUUAUUGAUUUUCUUCAUUUUCACUACCUUCUAUACUUUUUAGGCGAUUUGAAAUUAUUGUGCAUAUAAAUUACACUUUAUAAUUUUAUACGAGUUAUACUUACAUUUAUAAAUUAUUAUUUUAAUUUCCAGGGGUUUGAAAAAUAAUACAAUAUGUUUUUUACUUAUUGUUGUGAUUAGUGCGAAGAAAAGUGAAUGUUAUUUAUGCGAUACUUGCACAUGUAAAAAUGCCAUAAUAAAUUGCACGGAAAAUGGCGAUAUGCUUAUUUUAGAUAUUUUGUGGGAUCACGCAGAUAUUUUCAAGAAUGCAACAAUCAUACAGUUUGAUUAUAAUGAAAUAAUACAUGUCAAACAACUGCCGACGUCUAAAGUAAAAUAUUUAUCACUUCGACACAACAAGAUAAAUGUAAUUGAUGAUAUGGCCUUUAUAAAUUUGAAGUUCCUCGCAGAACUUGACCUCAGUUACAAUAGUUUAACCACUGAAAAGCUAAAGCAUAAUGUAUUUAAGGUAGAUAUUUGUAGUUUAUUAUUUGUAAUUAAUAUUUUUAAAUUAUUAUUUGUAGGUCAGUGGCGACGCGAAGGAGGUACAUUUGAAUCACGUGAUCCCCGAAAAACCAAGUGGAAGGGUGUGCCUGGGUGUUCAAAAAUAUAACAGAAAUUAUUAUGUUUUUAUAAAACAAAAGUCAUUAAAACAAUUAUAGACUGCGAAAAUUUGUCAAAUUUCAUUAAAGACCUCCAAAGAAACUUGGUUUUUAUCCCUGGUUUGUAGAUUUUUGGGUAUUUUUGGUAGGGGUGGGUGGACAAUUGUAUCGGUGAUUCAAGUUAAAAAAUUCUUCGCGCUACCAUUGUUUUAGGUAAUCAUUUAUUUUGUUCAAUUUACCAUAUAGAUUAGUCACGAUGAUUCUUCGAAAUUGAGUAGUUUGCUUCAUUUACGGCUUGAUUACAAUAAUAUUCAUUCACUAAUGCCGCAUGUGUUUAAAGAACUUAGUAAUCUUGCUUCAUUGUCUCUCGCAGGAAAUCCUCUAAAAGUCAUUGAUCGAUCAACAAGUUUUGCAUUAGCUUCAUUGCCUAUGUUAAAAGUAUUUAUAUAUAUAUAUGUUUAUAAAUAAUACAACAUAUUUUCUAAUUAAUAACCUUUUUCACUAUUUUUUUUAACUUUUAAGGUUUUAAAUUUAUCUAACACAUCUUUAAGCGAGUUGCCUAACCAUCUUUUACACACACCUCGAUUUUUAGAAGUAUUAAAUUUGUCUAAAAAUCAAUUUACACAAAUACCACCAGGACUGGCUGAAGUACACGCCUUACGUAGAUUAGAUUUCAGUUAUAAUCCCAUUGAAAAUAUAUUGUGAGUAAAUUUCAUUUUUAACAAUAGUGUACCUAUUUAUCGUUUUUUACAAUUUUUUUUUUUUUAACUUUAAUAUUUUAACUAUUAAGGAAUUUUCCAAAAAUGAAAUCAUUGAAAAUUCUUCAUUUAUCACACAUGCCAGAAUUGAACUCUAUAGGACCACAUUCUUUCAGUCUUCUCAAUAAUCUUGAGGAAUUUCAUUGUACGUAUAAUAAUAAACUUACAUCAAUAGAUCCAAGUGCAUUUAGUUACAAAUUAAAUGACGAAUCAGAAGGUGAAUUAUGGCCUCUUAUAGUAAAAGUACGUGGACAUUACAAAUAGUAAUGUUAUUUCUUUCAAUGAAAUUUAAAAUUAUUUAAAAUUUGUUUUUUUAGUUAGAUUUAAGUUAUAAUGCAUUGGAAUACUUGGACAGCAAUUUGUUAAGUAGAUGGGAUACAUUGGAAGAAUUGAACUUGCAAGGUAACAAGUGGAUAUGUGACUGUGUAAACCAAUGGCUUGUAUCUACUUUAGCUCCAAUGGUAGAAUCAAGACACCCCGAAUUUCUAAACGAUUUUACGUAAUUAGUAAUUUUGUUAAUUAUCUUAUAUUCAUAUACCUACGUAUCGGUGUAGUAACUAAUAUUUAAUAUUUGUAUUGUAUAGUUGUCAAAAACCGAUUGAAAUGAGUGGGAUUUCGAUUUUCGAUUUGGAUCAUCGUAAUUACCAUAUGCGAUGUUUAGAUUUUUACAAUAAUCGUCCCGAAAGAGACGGUAUAUUGUUAAUUGGAAUAUUGAUUGGUGUCAUAUUGGCUAUACCAUUUACAAUGGGAACGUUGAUGUGCUGUGCAAAAAGGAAAAAAUCACUUUCUUACUAUCACCGGAUAUUCAAUAAUAAAAAUUCUUAUCCUCAUGACUAUCAACUAAGGUAAUAUUAUUAAUUGAAACACAAUAUUGUAGUUACAAUAAUCAUUGUUAUUGUAAUUUAUAUUAUAGUUUAUCGUUUCUCAUAAACAUAUUAUACAAAUUCUAACCCAUCUAUUUAAACAAAGUUUAAGUUAAAUUUGUAGCUAUAGUAAAAUGUAAAAUAUAAAAUAAAUUUAAAGUACCCAUCUAAAUAGUAAACACUAUUAUUGUAGGUACCUAUUAUUAUAUAGUUCUAUCUAAUUUUUAAAAUAUAAACAGCGUGCAGCGGUUUGAAAAAUAAUAAUUAGAAAAAAUAAUUGUAAACAUAAUAAAUACAUAAUUACUUAUAAUAUGAUGCACUAUAACAUUAACACAGAAAUAUUCUAUAUAAAUGGCACCUAGUACCUAUUCAUAUCUAUUAUUAAUUAAUCAAUACUACCUAUUAAUAAUUUCAAGGAUGUAUAUUUUUGGCACCAGCGAAGUAUUCUGAAAAACAAAUCCUCCACUGCUGUCAGUUCAAACACGAAAAACAAAUGUAUAUUUUACACGUCACAUUACUUUAUGACAAUGUUAUGAUUAUUAAAAUCCAUUUUUCAUUAUUUUAUAAAACUAUUAUAAAAACACUUCAAAAAAAUUAUUUCAAAUUUAAUUGAUAUAUAAAAUGACAAUUAUGGAUUUUCAAAAACGAUUAUGAAUAGAAUUGUAAUCUCAAAUUGCACAACUUUGUUUGUAUUUCUUGUUACUUAAUUUUUUGAGUUUUCUUAAUCUUAGUGAAAAUUGAUUUUGUUUUCAAAGUAGUUUCUUUUAUUACCAAUAUCCAGUAUCAAAUUAGGUAAUAACCUAAGAAAAAUAUUACGAAAACAAACCAAUACAAAUCGUUAUGUGUAACUAUUAUAAUAGUGUGCAAUAAUACAAUAGUUUUAUAAUUAUGGGUGUUCCCAAAAAGAUAUACUUCAGGGCUUCAAUAAUUAGGUUAGAUACGUACCGAAAAGCUGAUAAGUUGCUUGUGUUUAUUAUUUAUCACUUAUGAGUUAUGAAAUAUAAUGUCAAUAAAAUUUACUUACCAACAUUUUUAUGGUUUGCAUGUUUUUCCAGUUAGUUACAAUAAUAGUUAAUGGCUUAAACUCGUAAAUUAUUCUAGUUAUUAAAAUAUAUUAUACCUAUGAUAUUAUUGUAUGCACAUGGCGCAUACGUUACAAAUGAAUGAAAGAGAAACAUAUUGUUUAUAAUAUUGUAAAUGUCACAUAAUAUUAAUUAAAAUUAUGAUUUUUGUUAUUAAAUAAAUGAUUAGGUAGAUAGGAAUCUGUUUUGUUAAAAUAGUCAAAUUAUCAUCUUUUAGUAUUAUAUUUAGUUAAAGUAUUUUAGAAUACUAUGUUAUCUACAUGUGUAUUGAUUUUAAAAUGUUCUGUUUUAGGGAAACAUCAAUUUAUCAGCCAACAUCAAUCAUUGCUGAUGGAUACUAA